Molecule: messenger RNA, 2765 nt
Organism: Tribolium madens (black flour beetle)
Lineage: Eukaryota; Metazoa; Arthropoda; Insecta; Coleoptera; Tenebrionidae
Product: synaptotagmin-4
Exons: 6
Coding region: 149-1477 (442 amino acids)
Biological process (GO): cellular response to calcium ion; regulation of dopamine secretion; calcium-ion regulated exocytosis
Cellular component (GO): synapse; membrane; axon
Molecular function (GO): calcium ion binding; clathrin binding; calcium-dependent phospholipid binding
Source: RefSeq, a predicted model, not a curated record
GCGCUUGCUCCACUGUUUGUAUUGAUUCCGGUGUCUAUGACUAAGGCGAAAUAUCCAUUUGCUAUCGGAUCGGCAUUAAAAUUUCACUCUCGCGGUCCCAAUCAGAAUUAAUCAUCAUUGAGGGUUUAGACCCGCUGUAAAGUGCACCAUGGUGGAAGAAGAACCGAAGAUCCAAGCAAUCGAAGGAGUGACCUCGCCGACCAUCGUGGGACUAUGUCUUGGAGGUGCGGUUUUUGUCUUGUGCAUGGCUGCCUUGACGUGCUUCUGCUAUCGUCAGCGGAGGAACCACAACGCCAAACGCCAUGGACCCGACCAGCCGUUGGCCUUCCACACCCAUCGGAGACCCACGGCUGUCAAGAGUCCAGCAGGGGCGACGACGCACUACUUGAAGAAGAGUCCCAGUCCCACGGGACCCUCGAAAACACCCCCUGGGAUGUCAGCUCCGCAUACGCCUAGUCCAACAGGUAGUUCUUCGGGGAGUAUGGCUGGGCCUUUGGAGAGUGGGGUUUCCAAUGGGAAUGACAAGCUGGAUCACAGUGCAACCAUGAAGGAUGUGUAUACGACGGAAAAUGAAGUGCAUACACCCACGAAGGAAGAAAUUGAAACGAAUGAGAAAAAUCUGCAGCAAAAUGCGUCGUAUCUUGGACAGCUCGUUUUCAAGCUCAGAUAUAAACACGAUAAGAACGCUCUCAUCGUCUCAGUGGUCCGCUGCCGCGACCUCCCCGCCAAAGACCCCAACCUCGGUUCCAGCGACCCCUACGUCAAACUGCAACUCCUCCCUGACAAACAACACAAAGUCAAAACCCGAGUUUUGCGCAAAACUCGCAAUCCCGUCUACGACGAAGACUUCACUUUCUACGGAAUCAACUUCAACCAACUGCCCAACAUCACUCUCCACUUCGUCGUCCUCAGUUUCGACCGCUAUAGCCGCGACGACAUCAUCGGUGAAGUUUUCUGUGCUUUAAACACCGUCGAUGUCACUCAAAUUGAAAACCAACAGAUGGCUCUAUGUAGAGAAAUCCAACCGCGAAGCCUCAAGAUUCGGUCCCAAGGGCGUGGCGAGCUUCUGGUUUCGUUGUGCUGGCAACCGGCAGCCAAUCGACUCACUGUAGUCGUCCUAAAAGCUCGAAAUUUGCCUAAAAUGGACGUGACGGGAUUGGCUGAUCCUUACGUCAAGAUUUACUUGCUCUACAAUGGACAACGGAUUGCCAAAAAGAAGACUCACGUCAAGAAACGGACGCUGAGUCCUGUUUUUAAUGAAAGUUUCGUUUUUGAUAUUCCUGCAGGAGGAGAAGGUUUGGAGAACGUCAGUUUGGAGUUUUUGCUCCUUGAUUGGGAUAGAGUGACCAAAAAUGAGGUGAUUGGUCGACUUGAAAUGGGCGGGGCCAAGUGUACCGGAACGGCGCUGCACCAUUGGAACGAAGUCUGCAAUUCAGCUCGCAGACAAAUCGCCGAUUGGCACAAACUUAGAGAGUAGGCGGGUGCAAGUGACUGAUAGUUUUCUGAUUGGUUCGAAUGGUUGGUUUAAAAUUGGCGCUUGUAGAUUAGCCAAUAGUAAUUGUGUAAUUGUUUCACCGCAAAUAUAGUAGGCUUUGUUUUGUUGUUGCAUAGGUUUUGUGUAAAUAAGAACAAUAAAUGUUUCUAGUUAGGCUUUUGGAAAGUAUAGACCGAUUUUUUUGGAAUUAGUAAAUCUUUCCCUCUAUUAACUGAUGAGAAAAAGCAAUCGGGCAGGGUCGCGCUUAACAAGACUUAAAAUUGAGAUUAGCUUUGUUACAAAAGGGUUUGUGAUAUAGAUUUAAGCUGAUUAAAAAGUACCAAAAAUGUAAUCUAAAUGUAUUAUAACUGCGCACUUUAGAGCAACUUGCACGCUACUGGCGUAGAAAAAUCUAUCACUCAAAAAAUGUAUUUCUCAAAUACAUUUGAGGAUUUCUAAAAAAUACUCCCGGAUUUUGGGCCAUUUUACUCACAACUUUUACCAAUUAAUAGAACAACGAAAGCACGCACAUACUCUAAUCCGACAUACUCAAAAAUCCGCAAAUGUAUUAACGCACCUCUACAAUGUAGAAUAACUAAAACCAUAGUUAAGUAUUAAAAUGUAAAUUUCUCAUAGGCCCAGUGCUCGGAUGAUUUUAGGUUGAAGUACGCAGUGUUGCCAGGUUUGGUAAAAUUUCACCAGAUUUGGUGAUUUUCAUGUUAGUCUGGUGAUUUGGAAAACUUUUGCAAAAAUUCUAAUAUCUGGUGAUUUUUUGUAAAUGUAAAAAACAGUUUUUUAAGCAUUUUCUACGUUUUCAACUAGAAACUUGAUUGUCUUGUCAAGUUUUUUCAAAAAAGUCGAGAAACCACCAAAUUGGUUAAAAAUAGUUCUGUUUUUUUACAGGAUCGAAAAUGCCGAUCAAUCGAAAAUUUUGUUUUUUUUUCGAAUACUUUUAUAUCUAGAAAUACGAUUAUAUCGCAAAAUUUCGUUAGAAACAAUCCAGAAAUUUAACAAAUUCGACCAAAAAAAGCGUUUUCCAAGUGUUUUUGCAUGUUUUUGAAAUAAAUACAAAAAAAUUAAAAAUUCCGUUAAAGCAGGCAAAAAAUUUAUAAAACUAAAUCAAAAUCCAUUAUUUUUAGCUUCUUUUACUCGACAUCGUUUUUGAACAAGAGGCUUAUUUAUUUUGCAAAAUCUUGUCCAAACACGCUUAAAAAUCACAAAAACAAUUGAUAUUGAUGUUGUUUUGUUUUGAGCAAAAUAAGACAAAAAUAAGUGAAAAAACGUUAUUGUU